This is a messenger RNA of Ochotona curzoniae (black-lipped pika), 1880 nucleotides long. It is a transcript of the gene TSPAN33, whose product is annotated as tetraspanin 33. Gene Ontology annotation, cellular component: membrane. NCBI's taxonomy places the organism in Eukaryota, Metazoa, Chordata, Mammalia, Lagomorpha, Ochotonidae. The transcript has 8 exons. The record is from RefSeq and is a predicted model, not a curated record. Bases 84 to 935 code for a protein of 283 amino acids.
CCGCCGCCGCCGCGCGGCUCAUGCCCCCGGACGCCGAGCGCGCAGGUGGGCCGGCCGCCGCCGGGAGCUAGGCCCCCCGGGCCAUGGCGCGCAGACCCGGGGCGCCGGCUGCCUCCGGGGACGACUUCUCCUUCGUCAGCCCGCUGGUGAAAUACCUGCUCUUCUUCUUCAACAUGCUCUUCUGGGUGAUCUCCAUGGUGAUGGUGGCUGUGGGCGUGUACGCACGGCUGAUGAAGCACGCAGAAGCAGCCCUGGCCUGCCUGGCGGUCGACCCAGCCAUCCUGCUGAUCGUGGUGGGCGUGCUUGUGUUCCUGCUCACCUUCUGUGGCUGCAUCGGCUCCCUGCGAGAGAACAUCUGCCUCCUGCAGACGUUCUCCCUCUGCCUCACCGUUGUGUUCCUGCUACAACUGGCCGCGGGGAUCCUGGGCUUCGUCUUCUCCGACCAGGCUCGGAGCAAAGUGAGUGAGGUCAUCAACAAUGCCAUCGUGCACUACCGAGACGACCUGGAUCUGCAGAACCUCAUUGACUUUGGCCAGAAGGAGUUCAGCUGCUGUGGAGGGAUUUCCUACAAGGACUGGUCGCAGAACAUGUACUUCAGCUGUUCCGAAGACAACCCGAGCCGUGAGCGGUGCUCCGUGCCUUACUCCUGCUGCCUGCCUGUCCCCAACCAGGCCGUGAUCAACACCAUGUGUGGCCAGAGCAUGCAGGCCCGCAGCUACCUGGAGGCCAGCAAAGUCAUCUACACCAAUGGCUGCAUCGACAAGCUGGUCAACUGGAUACACAGCAACCUGUUCCUGCUGGGCGGUGUGGCUCUGGGCCUGGCCAUCCCUCAGCUGGUGGGAAUCCUGCUGUCUCAGAUCCUGGUGAGUCAAAUCAAAGAUCAGAUCAAGCUGCAGCUCUACAACCAGCAGCACCGGGCCGACCCGUGGUACUGAGCCUCCAGCCUGCACUUCCUCACCAUGGCAACCGCAGGCAGCCUCAUCCACCCACAGCAGCAGCAACAGUGGUGGCUGGCGUGCUGAGAGCAGCCCGAGCGGAGAUUGGUUUCCGGCACCCCGGCCACGUCAGUCCAGUGAGAAGAAGUAAAACUACGGCUAGGCGGAAGGCAGUGGUUCCCAGGUGGUCCCUGGCUCAGGCCCCCAGCUUCCCCACCCAGCCCUCUGCAUUGCUCUGAAGUCAUUGUGUGUCGCUUCUAACCGCCCCAGCAUUUGGGUUUCUGUUUUCUAAGCUGUGUUUUGGGGAAGGGCAGUUGCGCAGAGAGCCGCCAGAGACGGCGGCCCAAGGCCCUCAGCUUGGUGGACUGAAUCCGAGCACUGCCCGGUGAGACCUGGCAGCGGAGAGGACACACCAGCAGCCCUGCCUGGAGCCCAGUGGGCCUGGUCCCAGCUCCACCAGGGGAAAGUGGCAGAGCAGGCAGGGAGAGCCAGCCUGGGGGUCGGCUGGGGACAGCUCACUGCGCUGGGCACAGUGGCCAGGGGAUAUGUUUACCAAAUGCCUGCCCUGCCAUCCUCCCAGAUUCCCAGUGAGCUACAUCCUGCCCCUCCCUCAUUUCCAUGGAAACGUGGCAGCAGGGCAAGGGGUACAUCAGCAGCAAAUCCACCCCCCUACGUCUACCACCACCACCCGUCCAGAGCAGAGCAAGUUUGCAGCAAAGCAGGACAGCCCUCCACGCCCGUCUUCCUCCCUGUCUUCCCCCGCACCACUCCGGGAGUGGUGUGGGGGGCCACUUGACUUGGCAGCGCGCUACUGGAGCAGGCUUGGCAAUAACACCACCCUCACUCUUAUCCCUACCGCCCUGCCCUACCUGGGAGCUCAGUGUUUCGGCCGCGUGGGAAGCAGGCAGAAGCCAGAGGUGGCAAUAAACGUUUGUUGAUCUGGGA